CACGUAGACCCAAUUGGAACCCCGGACAGAAAGGUACCCAACGAUGCGCUCUUCCAAGUGGCUGCUUCCGCUGAUGCUGAUGCUCCUGGUGCUGCUCCAUCACCAGGUGAAAAGUGAAGAGAGCCACUGCACCUCGGUGGCGGGAAUGGUCAAGUUGCUCGAUCUGGAGGCUCAGCUUAUCGAUAACCUGGCAGAUUACGCCGGCGAACUGGAAGAAAAGCUAGAGAAUGUAAAAAGAAACAUUGCCAAAAUGCGAUUGGAAAACGACAGAGCUCGAAGCUCUACUGAGGAGUAUCUAUCCAAUCCCCUGAACUCGUUUUCCCUGAUCCGCCGCAUGAAUCGUGACUGGAUGAUGUGGCAGCUCUACAUGGACGAUCCAGUGGGUCUGUCGCAGGUGGAGAAGGUCCAGGAGCUUAGAGAGCAUAUGCCCACUAAUACAGAUGUGGAGGAGGCUGUGACCGCCUUGGAUCGCAUUCAAAGCACCUAUGGCCUUAAAGUGGCUCACAUUGCCCAAGGGCUGCUCAAUGAAAAACAGUACAAUGUGAGUCUAAAUGUUUUGGACACUUAUGCCAUGGGUCAAAUACUCUUUGAUCAAAGCAGAUAUUGGGCAGCUGCUGGCUGGCUGUAUCAGUCGAUAGUUUUGAUGGAGCUUAACACACUUACAGCUCCCCUGGAGGUUUCCAAAAGCGAAGUUCAAAUGGCCUAUGCGGAAGUUCUGCUGAAAAUGAACCAGCAAGCGGAUGCCCUGAAAGUUGUCAACAUUGCACUGACUGAUAAGCCGCAUGAUAUUAAACUGUUGAUGAAGAAGUCGGAAAUUGAAACGAUGAUAAGGACGGGCACCAAAAAUAAUGUGCCGAAGGUUCAGCAGGGAGCUGUGGGACCGAAUGCCUACCAGAUGGGCUGUCGAGGUCAGUUCCCACCGUCCGCGGAUGGGAGGCUCCACUGUCGCUAUAACAGCACCACCUCUCCUUUUCUGAUCCUCGCUCCUUUUAAAAUGGAACUGGUGGGUCUGGACCCGUACAUGGUGAUCUACCACGAUGUGGUCUCUGCUGAAGAGAUUAAGGAACUACAAGGAAUGGCCACUCCGGGUCUUAAAAGGGCCACUGUUUUCCAGGCCUCCUCCGGUCGCAAUGAAGUGGUGAAGACCAGGACCUCCAAGGUGGCCUGGUUCCCCGAUUCCUAUAGCCCUCUCACUGUUCGCUUAAAUGCCCGUGUCGCCGAUAUGACCGGGUUUAAUCUCUACGGCUCUGAGAUGCUGCAGCUAAUGAACUAUGGUCUGGGUGGCCACUACGAUAAGCACUACGACUUCUUCAACCAAACUAAUUCCAAUCUGACGGCCAUGAGUGGCGAUCGUAUUGCCACUGUACUCUUCUAUCUUACGGAUGUAGAGCAGGGCGGUGCCACGGUCUUCCCAAAUAUUCAAAAAGCUGUUUUCCCUCAACGCGGAUCAGUCGUAAUGUGGUACAACCUCAAGGACGACGGUCAACCCAAUACUCAAACUCUUCACGCCGCCUGUCCUGUUAUAGUGGGAUCUAAAUGGGUAUGCAACAAAUGGAUUCGAGAGCGCGAUCAGCUAUUCAGCAGGCCUUGCCUUAAAAAGUGAAUGUGAUUCUCAAGUAAACUAAAAUUAGCAAUGUAAUAUUAAACACCCACUAUGAAACUCAAUAAAGUGAA
This is a messenger RNA of Drosophila elegans, 1674 nucleotides long. Its product is annotated as prolyl 4-hydroxylase subunit alpha-2. Lineage: Eukaryota; Metazoa; Arthropoda; Insecta; Diptera; Drosophilidae. Bases 44 to 1603 code for a protein of 519 amino acids. The record is from RefSeq and is a predicted model, not a curated record. Gene Ontology annotation, biological process: peptidyl-proline hydroxylation to 4-hydroxy-L-proline. Gene Ontology annotation, cellular component: endoplasmic reticulum. Gene Ontology annotation, molecular function: procollagen-proline 4-dioxygenase activity; L-ascorbic acid binding; protein binding. The transcript has 8 exons.